Messenger RNA from Scatophagus argus, 1729 nucleotides. RefSeq names its product C-type lectin domain containing 11A (gene clec11a). NCBI's taxonomy places the organism in Eukaryota, Metazoa, Chordata, Actinopteri, Scatophagidae. The record is from RefSeq and is a predicted model, not a curated record. The transcript is spliced from 5 exons. Bases 477 to 1289 code for a protein of 270 amino acids.
AGCUGUAACAUGCAUCAUCACACAGCUGGGGACGAUCCUGUUUUUCUGAAUUAGCAGUCUGAAGCUGCGUGGUUUCCACGGGACGCAGACCUGUGAUGUUUGUGUGAAACUGCAGGGUUCACACAAAGAGUGGAAAUGGGAGGUGGGAGCACAAACAAAGAGCUUUCCUGUUGUUUGGCAGGAAAGCCGACACGUCGUGCACAGCGCAGAGACAGGAGAGACAGCAGCAGGCGGACGACUGGGAUGUGAUCCGGACUUUUAGGGUUUCUUCUUUCGAUACGCGGUGUGUGUUUCUUUUACAGGAGGAGGGGGUGUGCUCACCAGCUCUCAUUCAAGUUUCUCAUUCCUGCUGAUGUUCCCGAGUCCUGGAUUACGUCUGUGAGGGAAGGACGAGGACCGAGAGGAGUGAAAGAAGGGAGAGACCGAGAGACUCCGAGUUUGUAGCUGCAGUAACAGCAGUGUUGAGGGAUCGGGACAUGGGACCGGCUGCCCCUCCGCUCGCUCUCAUGUGCUGGUGCGCUCUGGGUCUGUGCGUCCCCGCAGGAAUGGCCGCCUCCACACCAACACAGGCAUCCCUGCCAGAGGUGAAGAAGGCGAGAGGGGACGUUCCUGAUAUCCUUCCAGAGCCUGAACCGGAGCCAACCAGCCCAGUGUCAGACUUUGAAAACUCAUACAACUACGUCUUGUCCAGACUAGCUGGCAUGGACCAGGCGAUCCACAAGCUGAAUGUCGGUCACUACACUCUGGAUGUUAAAGUCAGCCAGCUGAUAGACCGUCUGUCCAGAAUGGACGCUAAAGUCGGGGAGCUGGAGGACAGCAUCCGGGAGGUCUACCAGCACAGCAAGGACAACCGCAAGGAGACAGGAAGACUGGAAGGUUGCCAGAAGGGACGCAGGAUAGGAUACAAAUGUUAUCUUGUGUACAACAGCUAUGAAGACUACGCCGGAGCGUCCAGGAAGUGCUUGGAACGUGGCGGCCGCAUGGCGAUGCCCCGAGACCGCAAGGAGCAGGAGGCCCUCGCCGACUACGUCAAGUCGUUCUUCCACCCCGGGAACUGGCCCGUCUGGCUGGGCAUCAACGACCUGCGGUCUGAAGGCAUGUACCUGUUCGAUGAUGGGACGCGGGUGUCGUACUUUCAGUGGCGCAAACACUUCCUGUCCAGCCAGCCGGACGGAGGCAGGCGGGAGAACUGUGUGGCAAUGUCGUCAGACGAUGGCGACUGGUGGGACCACUACUGCGAUCGGACCAUGAACUAUCUGUGCGAGUUUGACGACAGGGUGGCACUUUAAAACGAACUCUUUACGAGACUCUUUUACUGUCUCAGACCUUAAGCCUUGACCUCCAGGUCCACCACGUUUUCAGAUAACUUAUUUCCCUUUAAAGUCAUUUUAAACAUAUCAGGAUUGGUUGCAUCCAAAGGUGAGGAAGUCUUGAAUUAUCUAGCAUCAUUUCCAUACGCAGUUAGUGUAGCAGUGUUUAAAAAUAUGAAAAGAUUACACAGUAUUUUAGACUUUUCAAGUGAAACACAUUUCAAAUGCGCACAAAUUCUUGUAUUGGUAUUUAAGUUCUGAAUGUAACAAAUCAGACUUCAUCAGAUUAACAGAAUAAAUAUUAUGCUACUGUAUUCAUGCAGCCACAGUGAUAUGAAUGUAAACCAGUCAAAACUCUGCUGUGAUUUCACACCUGAAAUUCUGAAGUUUCCAAAAAAUAAAAAAGAAGAACAUGAAAA